Molecule: messenger RNA, 2356 nt
Organism: Acyrthosiphon pisum (pea aphid)
Lineage: Eukaryota; Metazoa; Arthropoda; Insecta; Hemiptera; Aphididae
Exons: 6
Coding region: 403-1755 (450 amino acids)
Molecular function (GO): sequence-specific DNA binding
Source: RefSeq, a predicted model, not a curated record
CAGAAUGCGCGUCGGACAGUAGUGAUGUCGUUUUUACGCGUACAGCAUAGGGAAUUUAUUGGUUUUUUAAUAAUAUAAUCUAAAUGACGAAACUUAUGAAUAAUUACUAUGGAACGUUAUUUUAAGACCAAAUUGUCCUCGAUCGAAUAUAUGUGUUUCUAGUAAUAUACGACUUCUAUAAAAAGAGAUAUAGUUGUUUUAAAACAUGCAUUAGAAUUUUGUGAUAUAUAUUAUAUCUAUAGGCAAUAUAAUAUCAAUGAUUGCGUCUUAUCACAACUCACAAGAAUAAAAUGUAAAAUAUUAUGUACUUGUAGCACGAAUUAAGAUUUAAUAUUAAUAUAUUAUUAUUAUUCGUAUUAUUAUUCGUGACUUGUAGUAAGUACAAUAAUAUUAUUAUAUAAAAUGUCCAGAAACUGUUUUGUUCCUGGAUGUCGAGAGGGCUACAAAUCCAAAAUUAAAAUUAAUAAAUGGCAAGGAAUAAUAAAAACAACAAUGUUUAAGGCGCCCAAGGAUCUACUGCUUCUGGAGAAAUGGGUCAAAGCUAUCCCACGAGCUGAUAGAGAAUUGCGUCCUGGGAUUGAUAGUGUAUGCGAAAAACAUUUUGAUGAAACCUAUCUUAAUAGAUAUUUUGAAACCAAGUUGCCUGAUGGUUCAAUUAAUCAAAUAAAAAGAGAUAGAAUAAUAUUAAAAAACAAUGCGAUUCCAUCAAUUUUCCCAGAUUUGCCACAGUAUUUAACUAAAAAGAGACCGAUUGAAAAAAUUAUUGCAGAAAAAAAGAUACUUUUUAAUAAUUAUAUUCCAAAUAAAAUUGACGAUAUUUCAAAUACAACUGACCAUGUUUCUGAAACUUUUAAUAAUUUACAUGAUAUACUAAAAAAUAUGUCAUUACCUGAUGGAUGGUUUUUUACUUAUUUGAAUAGAUCAUUGGUAUUAGGUAAUUUAGAUUCAAAUUAUGAAUUAAUAAAAAAAAUUAUAGUAUCAAAUAAUGACUUAAAUUUAAAGGUAUUCAUUAGAAAUAAGUUAAUCAAUAUAACAUGUACGUCAGUUACAUGUAUUGAAGAUAUAACAAAAGUACUAAAAAUAGUUGAUGAUUUUGUAAUGUGUCCUGGAACUGGAAUUGAUAAUUGUCCAAAAUCUGAUCAAUGUUGUGAGCACAUAAAUUUAAUUUCAUUGAAUCAAGUUCGUAAUCCACGCUGUACUGAGUGUGCCAAAAAAAGGAAAUAUUUUAUGGAUACUCAAAGAGUUUUCCUAGAACAGAUUAAUGAAAAACCAACUACAAAACCUGUUUUAAAGAAUGUUUUACGAAUAAAUAAACGGCUUAAUAUUAAAGUUACAAAUUUACAAGCUAAAGUAGGAUUGUUAAAACAACAAUGUGCAGAAGCAUCUGCAAAAUCUAUAGAAGAAGCAAUUAUAGAGAUGCCAGAAAAUCAACAGGAAGCUGUUCGCGCUUGCUUUGCAGCAGCAAAAAAACAUAAUGUUAAAGGUAAUCGAUAUACUAUUAAUUGGAUUUAUGAAUGUUUGUUGAUUCGUAUCAAGAGCAAAAAGGUAUAUGAACAUCUUCGUUCUAAAAACAUACUGACUUUACCUUGUGUGGAUACCCUGCAAAAGUAUAUACAAAAAAUGUCUAGCCAGUAUGGCUUUCAACAAGCUACUUUUGAUAUUUUAAAAAAAAAAUCUUCAACAAUGAAACCUGAAGAAAAACGAGGAACCUUACUUCUAGACGAAAUGAAGUUAAGUGAAUCUGUUUCAUCAUAGGCGGAACUAGACAUUUUAAUUAGACUGGGCCACUCAUGAGAGUCAUUUUUCACCUAUCAUACUCAAAAGAAAUAAGGGUGGAGAGUGAUAUAUGGAACAUUAAUGUUUUUUUUUAUUACAAUACAACUGUAUAACAUAGGUAAUUAUUGAUGUUAUAAAUCUAAAAUUGUAUCACUUAUAAGUUAUAAUAUAAACUAAAAUGUUACAUGUGAAAUACAGAUACUAAUAAUAUUUAAAAUUGUAUCUUAAAAUUAAGACUUAUAAAGCUAAACGACGUUCAUAUGGGACCAUUCUUUUAAAUUCUUCGAUCACAUCAUUAAUGUCGACAUUUUUUGCCAUGGUUUGUUCAAUAUAUGGACAAGAUUAGAAUCAAUAUUAGGUUAUACAAUUUUAUAACUAAGGCGCGGAUUUUUAUGUAAUAAAAGUCAAAAUAUGUUAAUAUUUAUGAUUUUUUUUUUUUACCAAAAUAUGUAUUAAAAAACUUGAAAUAUUUUUUUUUUUUUUUUGUUAGUAAUAUAAUAUGAUAGAACUAGUAAUUCAAUUGUGAACAACUGUGCAAAAUUAAUAAGUAAUAAAUAAUGAAUAAUAAUGUUACAUUUUA